CCUUUCGCCCCCUGUAUUAAUCUAAUUGAGAAGGGUUAAAGGCUUUCUCCAAAUCAAAGGUUGCAAAUUUAUUUGAGAAUGAUUACAUAAUUCUGAGCGUAAUCAAAAUGAAAGUUAGUACAAUGAAUUGUUCAGAACUUCUGCAUUUGAACUACAUUCCUACAGUGUGGGAAGUCUUUGAUGCUUUGGGAAACAUUGGAAUUUUUCUAGUGAGUGUUACAGGUAUAGCAACUGUGUUAGUAUUUGCCAUAUUCUUCCAAGAAUCCAUCUAUUUGUUUCACCACUGGCCACGGCAACAGUGCUUUCUUACACUACUGUGUCUGAAUACCUUUCCAUUUGCUGCUGGUGGAUUCUUCAUUUCAAUGGUCUUUCCCAAUUUAGCAGAAACUGCAAAGACUAUAAUACUUAUCUACCUCCCUGUAUCUCUUGUUGUGUACUUCAGACUUAUGAUAAACUAUGGUGGUGGAGAAAAAGUUAUUUUGAGAAAGUUAUUUGGCCAAGAGAUGAUUUUACAAGGCCCUCCAUUAUGUUGUUUGUGUUUCUGUUGUGACAAGCCUCCCUUAACAAGGAGAAGAUUUUUCUUCUUAAAAUGUUCAGUCUACCAACUUGCACUAACACCAGUACUGUUGGCAACAGCAAAGUACAUUGGAAUAGAAUAUGGCAUCUUUAUUGAAGGACUUUUGUCUCCUUACAAUGCAGCUCCAUAUAUCUCGGUCAUCAGUACUUUGUCCAUGAUGUUUGGUGUGUACAGUUUGGUGAUUUUUAGUAGAAUAGCUGCAGCUUCGAUAAAGGAUUUCCAAAUGACUCACAAGUUUGCCCCACUGCAGGCCAAUUUUCUUCUGAUUCGUCUUCAGGUAAUAAUUUUUGGCAUCGUUGGAAGGGCAGAAGCAUUCCCAUGCAUUUAUCCAGUCUCUUCCACAAUGACUGGACACUGUAGAUAUAAGUUCUGCAGUUAUUAUAGGAGAAGCUUUCAUCUUAGCUGUCAUAGCACGUGCUAUUUUUCUUCAUCCUCCUCCAUACUCCAUGUGGCCAGUGCAAUCAUCAAUCUGUGACAAUUCAUCUAUCUCCCAAAUUAGUGUGUCUGAACAAGAUUCAAUGAACUCAGGGCUGGAGUCACUUAAUUCAGUUUAGAUGAAGUGCCAAUUUUUGUCUAGAUAAUACAAUAACUGUGCUUGAAGAAUAGCUGCUUAACAUUUGUUGGUCAGAACAAAUAAUUUCAAAGCACAUACUUUCCUUCCUAGUGAAGAGAAAUUCAAGUUUUCAGCUGAUAAUGUAAUAUGGUCAUAAUUUGUGUACUACAUAACCCAAGAUAUAUAUUUAUGUUAACAAAUAUGCUUUAUGUUUUUAAGUCAUUGCACUUUGUACACAUUUUUUUUAUUAUGUGAAGAAAGUCCCAUUCAACCAACACCAUUAACCUAAUGUAGUUUUUUUGUAUUAGUUACUAUUCCUUAAUUCUAAUAUUUAUAAAUCAGAAUUUACAAAAAAAAGUCAUUAGUUUUAUAAAUAACUGUAAACUGACUCCUCUAACAUACUUAGGAUCAUUGCAAUCAUUUAAAGGCAGGGAAACAUUACAUCUCUCUAGUCAUUAAGUACCAUAGUUCAAGUGUCUAUGUUAUAAUUCUUGUCUACAUUCUCAUUCCAUAAAGAAUAAACACAUAAAGAAAUUGUUUUCAUCCUUGUACCAAAUAGAAUAAGUAAAGAAGUUGUUUUAAUUCUUGUACCAAAUAGAAUAAGUAAAGAAGUUGUUUUAA
Limulus polyphemus (Atlantic horseshoe crab) is the source of this 1751-nucleotide messenger RNA. RefSeq names its product organic solute transporter subunit alpha-like. The record is from RefSeq and is a predicted model, not a curated record. Gene Ontology annotation, molecular function: transporter activity. Gene Ontology annotation, biological process: transport. The coding region runs from base 108 to 1052 and encodes 314 amino acids. The transcript is spliced from 8 exons. Lineage: Eukaryota; Metazoa; Arthropoda; Merostomata; Xiphosura; Limulidae.